CACGCCGGACCAACCAGCGUGGAAAUCCCUGCACUCAGGCACGUAGCAGUAGCACACACAUUCACAAACGUGCUCUGACUGCUAUCAAACACCCUCAAGCUCACAGCAUCUGUGCUACAUCUCUGCUCUCCUCCUCUUCUCUUCCUCCUCCUCGAGCUCUCGUCCAUCUCUGUCCUCCGCAGCUCUGACUCAUUCAGCGAUUAUUAUUUCCAAACCGCAGCAAGCCAUACCACCCAACGCGGAAUAAUGUCCUCCAACCUGCCCCCCGGGACCGCAGCUGGGGCCAAAAGCAAACCCCUGUCCCCCUUCAGGAAGCGAGGCAGCCUUCAGUACACAGCCAGCACAGUUGAUCUCCGUGGUGCACGCCACCUCCUCACUUCCCAGCAUUCCUUGCCUGGUAUCCCUGUGGCCUUGAAACAAUCCAUUGAUCUGCGUACAUCCAUGGACGGGAAGUACAAGGAGAUAGCUGAGGAGCUGUUCUCCCGCACGCUGGCGGAGAGUGAAAUGCGCAGCGCUCCCUAUGAAUUUCCAGAGGACAGCCCCAUCGAACAGCUGGAGGAGAGACGUCACCGCCUCGAGCGACAGAUCAGCCAGGAUGUCAAGUUUGAACCCGACAUCCUCCUCCGAGCCAAACAGGAGUUCAUGAAGACUGACAGUGCCACAGACCUGGAAUACAUGAAGGAGCAGAGCCAAGCUUCUGACCUGCAAGAGAGAGAGCUGGUUAAAGAGAAAGAGUAUCAGCGUGUCACGAUCUCUGGAGAGGAAAAAUGUGGGGUUCCCUUCACAGAUCUGUUGGAUGCAGCUAAAUGUGUGGUGAAGGCUCUGUUCAUCAGACAGAAGUAUAUGGGUCUGUCACUGCAGAGUUUCUACAGGACCACUGCUCGCUACCUGCAGGAGCUGAGUGAGAGACCUCUGGACCUGGAAAUAUUUGCGGAGGAGGAGUUCCCAGAGACCACAGCCACCGCAGAUGCCACAGUGCACCCACCUGUUUCUGAAAAGCACCCAUAUGAGAACCAGGACCCUGCCAGCAUGCCCCCUGACAUGGGUUAUGGCUGCAAGAUGGUGGAUGGUGUCAUGCAUGUAUACACGGCGAGGAACGUCAUGGAAAAGAGCACAGAGCUGGAGCUUCCUUAUCCAGACCUGCAGGAGUACAUUGCAGAUAUGAACGUCAUGAUGGCCCUCAUUAUCAACGGACCAGUGAAGUCCUUCUGUUACCGACGUCUGCAGUACCUGAGCUCUAAGUUCCAGAUGCACGUCCUGCUGAAUGAGAUGAAGGAGCUGGCAGCACAAAAGAAAGUCCCACAUCGAGACUUUUACAAUAUCCGUAAGGUGGACACACAUAUUCAUGCCUCUUCCUGUAUGAACCAAAAGCACCUGCUGCGUUUCAUAAAGAGGGCCAUGAAGAAGUAUCCCAAGGAGAUUGUUCAUGUGGAGAACGGCAAGGGUCAGACGCUGAUGGAGGUGUUUGAGAGCAUGAACCUGACGGCCUUUGACCUGAGCGUGGACACACUGGACAUGCACGCGGACCGCAACACUUUUCAUCGCUUUGACAAGUUCAAUGCCAAAUACAAUCCCAUUGGAGAGUCCAUCCUGAGAGAGAUCUUCAUUAAAACAGACAACCAUAUUGAGGGGAAAUACUUUGGUCACAUUAUUAAGGAGGUGAUGGCUGACCUGGAGGAGAGUAAGUACCAGAAUGUGGAGCUCAGAUUGUCCAUCUACGGCCGCUCCAGAGACGAGUGGGACAAACUGGCAAAGUGGGCCGUCAAACAUCUCGUCUACUCCAAUAAUGUGCGCUGGCUGGUGCAAGUGCCUCGACUAUUUGACGUCUACCACACAAAGAAACAGUUGUCCAACUUUCAAGAGAUGUUGGAGAAUAUCUUCAUGCCUCUGUUUGAGGUUACAGUAGACCCCGGCAGCCACCCAGAGCUGCACCUCUUCCUACAGCACGUUUUGGGCUUCGACAGUGUUGACGAUGAGUCUAAACCAGAGCAACUCAUCUUCAAUCUGGACAGUCCGCUACCAGUCAACUGGACAGAGGAGGAGAACCCGCCCUACUCAUACUACCUCUACUAUAUGUAUGCAAACAUGACCGUGCUGAAUCACCUGCGCAGGCAGCGAGGGUUUCACACGCUUGUCCUGCGUCCUCACUGCGGGGAGGCGGGGCCGAUCCAUCACCUGGUGUCCGGUUUCAUGCUAUCAGAGAACAUCUCUCAUGGGCUGCUGCUCAGAAAGGCUCCUGUGCUGCAGUAUUUGUAUUACCUGGCACAGAUCGGCAUCGCCAUGUCUCCUCUGAGCAAUAACAGCCUGUUCCUCAGCUACCAUCGUAACCCUCUGCCAGAGUAUCUGUCCAGAGGCCUCAUGGUGUCUCUGUCCACAGACGACCCUCUGCAGUUUCACUUCACAAAGGAGCCGUUAAUGGAGGAGUACAGUAUUGCUGCUCAAGUGUGGAAGCUGAGCUCCUGCGACAUGUGUGAGCUGGCCAGAAACAGUGUGCUGAUGAGUGGCUUCUCUCAUAAGGUUAAAAGCUCAUGGCUCGGCCCAAACUACAUCGCAGAGGGGCAGGAGAGCAACGACAUCAGACGCACAAACGUUCCUGACAUCCGUGUGGCUUACCGAUACGAGACCAUGUGUGAGGAGUUAAAUCUGAUCACACAAGCUAUCCGCACAGAUGAGCUGGAGACCAUUGAGGAGGAGGGGAGUCUGUGUAUGGGAGCUGUGCAGGGAGAUAAAUGAACAUGCGACAACACUCUACAUUCCCUGUCUGCUCAUGAGGACUUUGUAUGCAUAUCAACAUAUCACACCUUCAAGGAGACGAACACUUGUUACAAGACGAUAUGAGAGUAACUAUCAGAGAGGACCUACGAUCUGUGUACCCAGUGUGUUGAUUUCCUCUAGUUUCUCUGAAUCAUGCUGUUUAAUUUCUCAUGGUGAUUUCACAAUGUCUUUUCAUCUAUUUAUUUUAAACUAUUGUUGUUAUAUGUAUCUGUCCAAAGUGUGCAUAUACUGAACAAUAUAGGCAUUCAAUUUUCAAAACAUUGAUGAAACUUCAUCAACAGUAUAUUUUAGAAGCUCAUUGUAGCAGUACACACGAUUUUGAGACAGUAUUUUAUUUUGAGUGUAGAAAUAAAUCAUGGUUUUCAGGAGCUGCUAGCUCCAGUGUUUCUCAGGUUCAAAUAUGAAUAAGCUGUAAAUGUAAGUAGAAAUCAAAUAAAGAAAAACAGGCUACACUUCACACAACCGUUCAUAGAUUGAGAUUAGUUUUAUUUUGUUUAGCAAAGCUUAUGCACAUAAACAAUAUAAAGCAGAAAAGGUUUUGCUCCAUGCAAAGCAGCCUGAAAUCUAUUCCUACAUUUAUACAAAUAUAGUCAGGAGAUUCCAUUUACAUUGGACAUAUGAUUGGCCGAUAAGAUUUGAAUACUGUUUGCAUCCUUUAACUGCACUCAUUUUAAAGCCUGUGCUGUUACAGUCAUGCCCUAUUUACAUAGAGUGUUUUGAUUGGACAGCACAAGAGGUUUCCUAGCAACCAAUAACUUCUCAUUAUUUUAAAGUGGCUAAAACGUAAUCCUGCAUUUUUAAUACUGGAACCUGAAUAGAUAAUCUAUUUAUUAAUAAUGUAGGAACAACUUUUCUAACACACACUUUCACACUCAUACAGUCAUAUUUAUGACUAUGACCUUCUUGGGAGUCGAUGUGAUUGAUGGAUGAAGACUUCUGUUCUGAUGACCUCAGACUUCCUGAAUCCAUGGCUACUACCUGCUUACCUAGUUAUAAAAUGUUUCAGUAAAAAUCUGUUUAGUAUUUACUGCAAAACUUCUCUAUCUUUUUGCCUGAGUCAAUUCCAUACAUCCCCAUAUAAUUAUCCACGGGACAAUACCUCAUGCUUUUCAACAAGCAGAAAACAAUCUACAGUAUUCCUGCAACUGUUACUGACAUCAACAUGUUUCCCAAAGCUGUUCUGUGUCAUAUUCUUGCUGUUUUUACAGCCUUUUGCAUGAAGGCACGUAUUUGUCUCUGUUGUGCAGUAAAGCUACCCAGAUGUAGCAUCUUAUUAUAGUACAUCUUAUUUUGUGGCAUUGUUUCUAUUGACAGUCUGAAGUGUUACUCUGAUCUGAUCCUCUGUGUCUGGACGUUUAAAACCAAAAAACAUUGACAAGUCAUAGUUCAGUGAAUCAUGCAUGAUGUGUUCUUCGGUUUCCAACCCUUGCACAAGUUCAACAGUUGCCAAAUUCAUGAAUAAACUAUUUUUUAGAGAACUACAGUCAACUUAGCCUGUCACACCCUUCAGUUUUUGGUCCUGAUGUUAUCUGUUGUGCUGUUUGUUGCUCAAAAGCUUGGCAUGUCGUUCUCAGAGAAUUAUGUGUGCUGUUUGUGAAAUAUUAUUUAAUUAUAUUUGUGUCAAAGAAAGAAUAAAAAAGUGUUUACAUCGUG
Messenger RNA from Labrus bergylta (ballan wrasse), 4428 nucleotides. RefSeq names its product adenosine monophosphate deaminase 2b (gene ampd2b). Gene Ontology annotation, cellular component: cytosol. Gene Ontology annotation, molecular function: AMP deaminase activity. The record is from RefSeq and is a predicted model, not a curated record. Gene Ontology annotation, biological process: AMP metabolic process; IMP salvage. Lineage: Eukaryota; Metazoa; Chordata; Actinopteri; Labriformes; Labridae.